UUAAAUUAACUUUUUUUAAACUUUAGUGUGUGGUUUUGUUGUUGUUCUGCCAAGUGUAUUGGAAUUUACCACGUAGGUUCCGAAACGGGUUUCGGUCCCAUCGACUGGAUAUUUUGUAACUUGCAUAAUUUUCUGAUUGUUUACCUGCAUUAGAACUGGUCUAGUGAGUUAUAAUUUACAUACCUAUUUGUUCGUGCCUUAUUGGAUUCCAAUUGGAAAGGUUCAUAUUGACAAGUGAUAUUCAUAAAAUCAUACGCUUCAACGAUACCAAAUACCGACCAAAAUGACGUAAAAAUCAAGUGAACGUGAACAAACCCUAACUUAGUGUGAACAAAAAUGAGUGACGUGUAGUGCAUAAGUCCAAGAUGGCGUCGUUAGUGACAUUGUUGUGUGUGUUGUGUGGCUUGGGGAGCGCGUGGGCGCACGUGGCCCUGACGUUCCCGCCGGCGAGGCGGUAUGAUCUGGACUUUUUGGAUAAUACGAGGACGAAGCCGCCAUGUGGGAUGCCGAAAGGCUCUUCGAAGACUUCAUUCCUCGCGGGCUCAACCUUCACAGUACAUUGGCACUUGGCCUACGCACACAGAGGAGGAUUUAGUUUACGAAUUUUGGACUACCUCGAGAGGCCCGUGUUGGAUUUGACUCCGAGAGCCGGCGGAUCCGAGUGGGUCAGAGAUGACGUUACUGCUCAGAAGUAUGAAGUACGACUGCCCAGCGACUUCACAUGCGAAAACUGCACAUUGCAACUCCAGAGGGAAGCGGGGGAAUGGGGGAGCGGUUACCGCUUCUGGUCCUGUGCUGACAUCGACAUAUUACCACGCAAGGAAUACCACGAAACCUGCUCCGGCCACGGUUUCCACAUCCUCGGUCGCUGCAAGUGCAACAAGAUGUACUCCGGCAGUCGUUGUCAGUUCAGCGACGAGUGUGCCGAGGAUAACGACUGCGGGUUGCGGGGGCAGUGCGUCGACGUGAGGGCCACGGAGUCGCCCAGCAAGAUGUGCUAUUGCCCGCACGGGUUCUACGGGAAGGGGUGUAAUAAGAAAUCCCCCUGGAAGGACAAGAACCUGAACCUGGACCGGUACAGCCGCCGAGAGCUCUCUCCAGACUUCAACUUGUACUGGCGGGUCAUUCAACAUGAACAAGAACUGGAAGUUGUCAUGAUCGUCAACGGAACAUCUUAUGCUGGAAUCGGUUGGAGGCCAAGCGGAUUGACUAAAGAAUGCAAAAAUUUCCCCGUCAUCGGAACCCCGCUAGCUGACAAGACAAGCACAUCAAAGCCGGAACCCCUACCAAAACCAGAACCUGAAGCUGAACCUGCCGCGUCCCCAGAACCGAGCCCAGAACCCAAAUCAGAACCCGAACCGAGCGCAGAACCGAAAGCGGAACCAGAACCCACCGCCGAGCCGAAGGCAGAACCCGCACCGGAACCCACUUCAGAACCCGAACCGUCCGCAGAACCCACGGCAGAACCGGAGCCGGAAACAACGACAAAGUUAUCAGAAUAUGACAAUAGGAAUAAGAGAGUUGCUAUGCAUUCGUUGGAUGGAAUUGACUUUAAGAAUCUUGGGAAUGAUGUUCAAGUGAAGACUAGCGUGUCCUACAAAGUGUCAAGUUCUAAAGGUCGUCGAAAACGAGCCGCUGCGAAUGAAAGUUACUUCCCCGCUCACGAGUACGUGCCGGGCUACGACUUCAACCCCAUGGACUGCACGGAUAUAGUCAUCGGCACGGCGCGGGGCAACUACCACAGGGUUCUGGACUAUUACACUAGGGACAGGUCUACUCCCCGUGUGGACACGUUCUGGGGCGGCCACGACGACAUCACGGCGUCUUCCGGCUUUGAGGAAAAUGGCGUCACCACCAUCAUGUUCAGGAAGAAGCUUCAGGCUAAAGAGCCCACGGACCACUCGAUCGUCGACGACGCAAUGCACUUGAUCUGGGCGCGCGGGCAGGAGCCCGGCAAAUACCGACACUCGCCGCCGUCGGGAAUCGAACAAGGCACUGCGUCCGUUAAGGAUUUCUACAGACAGGAUGAAUUGAAGUAUCACGGCCAUGGCGGGCAGAGAGGCGUUACUAAACUUAACUUCUUUGAAGAGACCAAAUCCGCGACACAGGGCGGCAUUCUCCCCCUCGCGAACAAAUGCGGCGGCUACUUCAAGCUACCGGCUGACUGUUCCCUCGCCAACGGCACUUGCGAAUACCACGCCAGUUGGGAGUACCUCGGCCAGAAGAGGGGGAAGGACUCUGUGAAGUUCACGAUUGUUACCAAGGAGAGCAAGCUCUGGACUGGCAUUGGGUUCAGCAACGACAAGAGAAUGUCCCAGACGGAUGCCAUCAUUGGUUGGGUGGACCCUCGCUCCUCGCGCCCCUUCAUCAUGGACACCUGGGUGUCCGGAUAUGCUGCUCCCAGGGUUGACACUCAGCAGGACAUCACCAAGGAGUACGGCAGUCUCGUGGACGGAGUGACAACCCUCAGCUUCGUGAGGAAGCGGGACACUAAGGAUUCUAAGGACUUGGCGUUCACGGACAGCCAGUGCCUCUACAUGAUGUUCAUCCCCCACGGCGGCGGCUUCGACCCCGUCAACAAGCGGACAAGCAAGCACGCGCAGACUCCGAUUGUCUCCGAGAACAGAGUCUGCAUCAAACCGUGUGGACCAGAACCGGCCGAAGACGAAGUAACAACUGAAGCCAUCAUCCCCGGCCAAACAGCUUACACCAUGCUGAUCCGCAUCACAGGCUUAGCUGACAGCUUCAAGCCACCAGCUGAAGGGUCCCAGGAGUUCGCAGAACUGAAGAGACAGGUCGAGGACAGCCUUAUCCGAGAGGUCUCCAAGAAUAAGGGGUACCGGGGGCUGCAGCUGAAUGGAUUUAUGCAGAACGAAACCAAAGCCAUUAUAGCCGAGUUGACCCUGAAAUCGAUGGAAAGCAACUUUAUCGAGGGCUCUAGCGCUCGCUCGCUCGGCGCGGCGCCGCGCAACGAGAGCGACAAGGACGGCGACAGACAACGGUGGGAGCGGGCGGUUAGAGAUACGCUGGCGCUGGGGAAGGUCGGGAACCUUAAUGUGGACCCGGAGUUCUUGGUGCUGGAGCCGCAGAGUCUACUAUCAACUCAGUCUAUCCCCGACGAGGACGAAAGCGGCAACGCUCGCUCGUUCUUCGGCCUCGCCGAGACCAAACUAUACGUCGUGGUUGGAUGUGUAGUAGCGCUUAUAUUAGUAGCGUUAUUGCAAGCCGGAUGCACUUUAUAUAAGAGCAGCAGUGGGAAACGGAAAGAGCAACUAAUCCCGAACGCAGCCUGGAAGGACUAUUCCACAGCUAACACCAACUACGCAUUCGAGCCGUUUGAGAACGACGACAAAUACAACAGUACCACAUCUACCGCUCCGCUGAGAGAGAGGCCUACGUCCGCUCCUUUGAGGCCUACGAACCCACCUCCACCGAGGCCAGCAAGCAACAACAAAAUGGCGCCGAACGGGAAGAACGGUAAGAUGGCGGCCAACGGCAACGGAAACAAGAUGGCUGCCAACGGAAACGGAAACGGCAAGCCCAAGCACCCGAACAGCGCCGCGCAAUAUUACCACGAGACGCGUUCGCUGCAGCGGCCGAGGCCGCCGCAACCACAAUAUGGGUACUCGACGCGGCCCGACCGCGCGACGUACUCGCUGCCGCGUGGCCGCGACAUGUCGCAGCCGGACUUCUACUUCAUGCCGUCGCAGCGCAAGUACGAAGAUUUUUGACGGAGUUGACGGGCGAUAAUUUCUAGUUACCAAUAAUUCUUUUGCACCGAACAUUUUAUGUACAUUAGGACAUUCCCACUUUAUUGUAUUACUCCCAAACCAGAUCUAGUCUCGUGUCACAGUUUUAAAAUAAGUUAUUUUAUUCACCUCUUUACUCUUAAGACGACAUAUUGUAAAUAAUUGCUGUAUAUUGCGAUAUAUCUAUAUAUAUAUGGAGCAAGUGGCGGGUUCUUUAAAUAUAAUUAAUUUUAAUGUGAAUGUACCUUCGAAGAAUAGUUAUAUUAAAAUAUUAUGUGUAUUAUAUUAGUACCUAUAUAAACGUUGGAAGAAUACUUGACUAUUUUGCUGAUUUUACCUUAGGACUUCGAUCAAAUCUUUUAAAGUAUCUCAAUCUAUAAUCAUUACCUAUUAAUUUUUUUAUUCGAAAAUAUACAAAUUUUAAAAUUAACCAGGUUAAAAAACCUAUAUGACAAGAAAUUAAAGUUAAGAUUGAAAUGUCAACUUAUAGGACACUCAAAAACAAUGGAAACAGGUUACUGUGUAACCUCUGUAUCUAUACAAAAUUACCCGUUUUCGUAAUUCUUGAAAGUUAUUUAUAAU
This is a messenger RNA of Cydia splendana, 4331 nucleotides long. RefSeq lists its product as uncharacterized. The record is from RefSeq and is a predicted model, not a curated record. Bases 366 to 3731 code for a protein of 1121 amino acids. The transcript has 24 exons. Lineage: Eukaryota; Metazoa; Arthropoda; Insecta; Lepidoptera; Tortricidae.